This is a messenger RNA of Gongylonema pulchrum, 375 nucleotides long. NCBI's taxonomy places the organism in Eukaryota, Metazoa, Nematoda, Chromadorea, Rhabditida, Gongylonematidae. The record is from the annotation of a GenBank genome assembly.
AUGACAAUGCGCCGAAUUUUUCAAAUUACAGUAUCAAACCUGAAAUAUGAUUUAUAUGCUGUGUACGGAGGUCGAAUACCGUUUGGCGUACGAACUGAUUCCGGUGCAUUGUUUGUCAAGGAACCACUGGAUUAUGAAAAGGAAAAUGUUUAUCAUAUGAAAUUAUUCGUAACGGAUGGUAAACACAAUGCAACGACGGAUUUGUAUGUUUACGUUGAUGAUGUGAACGACAAUGCACCGGUGUUCGAGAAAAACCUAUAUGAGAUUACAAUUUCGGAAGAGGAUUACAACGUCCCGAAAACACUGUUUAUCGUCAAAGCUACAGAUGCUGAUAAGGUUAGGAAGAUUUUCCGUAAUGCACAAUCUCAUUUCUGA